Molecule: messenger RNA, 6460 nt
Organism: Erinaceus europaeus (western European hedgehog)
Lineage: Eukaryota; Metazoa; Chordata; Mammalia; Eulipotyphla; Erinaceidae
Gene: SNX13
Product: sorting nexin 13
Exons: 27
Coding region: 257-3223 (988 amino acids)
Biological process (GO): positive regulation of GTPase activity
Cellular component (GO): early endosome
Molecular function (GO): phosphatidylinositol binding
Source: RefSeq, a predicted model, not a curated record
GAAAGGACUGAAGGAGCUGUUGCCGCCGUUGGCGGCGGCCCGGGCAGUUUUCGCUGCUGCUACGGCUGUUGCCAUGCGGCGAGGCUAGGGAGGAGCAAACUUCCCUGGGGUGUAAUAAUGUUAACUGAGUGUCAGGAAAUGAAUCGAGGGCCAGAUACAUGGAAAAUACUGCUGAGCCUCCUACCCAGUUCAAUUUUUAUCUAUAUUUUUAAGACAGAGAAAAAGGGAGAGUCAGCAUGGCAACCCUUCGCAGCUGAUGGUGUUUGCUUGGUGCUGUCCAUGGUACUCUCAUGUGGUGACAGGAAUCAAACCCAGGACCUCAUACAUGACCAGUCUAUCCAUAUGGGGAUGGGGAAGCCUUGGCAUUGUCCUUUCUCUAAUAACCUUUGGACCCUUUGUGAUAUUUUAUUUGGCAUUUUAUAUCCUCUGCUUUGUGGGAGGGGGUUUUGUGGUUACUCUCCUGUUUGGAAAAACAAAUUCAGAGAAGUACCUAGAGCAGUGUGAGCACUCAUUUCUUCCUCCAACAUCAACUGGAAUUCCUAAGUGUUUAGAAGAAAUGAAACAGGAACCCAGGGCUAUAAAGAUUGAUAGAAGAUUGACGGGUGCCAAUAUAAUUGAUGAACCUCUCCAGCAAGUUAUCCAGUUUUCCUUGAGGGAUUAUGUCCAGUAUUGGUAUUAUACACUAAGUGAUGAUGAAUCUUUUCUUCUUGAAAUUAGGCAGGCUCUUCAAAAUGCACUCAUUCAGUUUGCCACCAGGUCAAAGGAAAUAGACUGGCAGCCGUAUUUUACUACACGUAUUGUAGAUGAUUUUGGCACACAUUUGCGAGUAUUCAGAAAGGCUCAACAUAAGAUAACAGAGAAAGAUGAUCAAGUAAAAGGUACAGCAGAAGAUCUUGUAGAUACCUUCUUUGAGGUUGAAGUUGAAAUGGAGAAGGACGUUUGUCGUGAUUUAGUGUGCACUUCUCCUAAAGAUGAAGAAGGUUUCCUAAGGGAUUUGUGUGAGGUCUUACUGUAUUUAUUGCUACCUCCUGGAGAUUUCCAGAACAAGAUCAUGCGUUACUUUGUCAGGGAAAUCCUUGCACGAGGAAUUCUUCUUCCAUUAAUAAAUCAACUAAGUGACCCAGAUUAUAUUAAUCAGUAUGUCAUAUGGAUGAUCCGUGAUUCUAAUUGCAACUAUGAAGCUUUUAUGAAUAUUAUUAAAUUAAGUGACAAUAUUGCAGAGCUAGAAGCAGUCAGAGAUAAAGCAGCAGAAGAAUUACAAUAUCUUCGCUCUCUGGACACAGCUGGUGAUGAUAUCAACACUAUCAAAAAUCAAAUAAAUAGCUUAUUAUUUGUAAAAAAAGUAUGUGACUCAAGAAUACAGAGGUUGCAGUCAGGCAAAGAAAUAAAUACUGUGAAACUGGCAGCAAACUUUGGGAAACUUUGCACAAUCCCCUUGGACAGCAUUCUUGUAGACAAUGUUGCACUGCAGUUUUUUAUGGAUUAUAUGCAACAAACUGGAGGUCAGGCACAUCUCUUCUUUUGGAUGACAGUGGAAGGAUACAGAGUUACAGCCCAACAGCAGCUGGAGGUCCUAUUAAGUCGUCAGAAAGAUGGGAGACAUCAAACCAAUCAAACCAAAGGUCUUUUAAGAGCAGCUGCUGUUGGAAUUUAUGAACAGUAUUUAUCAGAAAAGGCAUCUCCAAGAGUUACUGUUGAUGAUUAUUUGGUAGCAAAAUUAGCUGAUACUUUGAAUCAUGAAGAUCCUACCCCUGAAAUUUUUGAUGACAUUCAAAGAAAGGUGUAUGAAUUGAUGCUACGGGAUGAAAGAUUUUACCCAUCCUUCAGACAGAAUGCACUUUAUGUGCGUAUGUUAGCUGAGCUGGAUAUGUUAAAAGAUCCUAGUUUCAGAGGAUCAGAUGAUGGUGAUGGAGAAUCUUUUAAUGGCUCUCCUACAGGAAGCAUAAAUUUGUCUUUAGAUGACCUGUCAAAUGUAUCUUCUGAUGACUCAGUACAACUUCAUGCUUAUAUUUCAGACACGGUAUAUGCUGAUUAUGACCCAUAUGCUGUGGCAGGCGUUUGUAAUGAUCAUGGCAAGACAUACGCAUUAUAUGCCAUCACUGUUCACCGACGCAAUCUAAACAGUGAGGAGAUGUGGAAAACCUAUCGUCGUUACAGUGACUUCCAUGACUUCCACAUGAGAAUCACCGAACAGUUUGAAAAUCUGUCAAGCAUAUUGAAGCUUCCUGGUAAAAAGACUUUUAAUAAUAUGGAUAGAGAUUUUUUAGAAAAGAGGAAGAAGGAUUUAAAUGCAUAUUUGCAGCUAUUACUAACUCCUGAAAUGAUGAAAGCAUCCCCAGCUUUGGCUCAUUAUGUGUAUGAUUUCCUUGAGAACAAAGCCUACAGUAAAGGAAAAGGGGAUUUUGCUCGUAAGAUGGACACUUUUGUAAAUCCACUUCGCAAUUCUAUGAGGAAUGUUUCAAAUGCAGUUAAGUCUCUUCCCGAUAGUUUGGCAGAAGGAAUGACUAAAAUGUCCGACAACAUGGGCAAAAUGUCAGAAAGAUUAGGUCAAGACAUAAAGCAAUCAUUUUUCAAGGUGCCUCCUUUAAUUCCGAAGACUGAUUCAGAUCCUGAACAUUGUCGAGUCUCAGCUCAACUUGAUGAUACUGUGGAUGAUAACAUUCCACUUAGGGUAAUGCUGCUUCUCAUGGAUGAAGUAUUUGAUUUAAAAGAGAGAAAUCAGUGGUUACGAAGAAAUAUAAAAAAUCUGCUUCAACAGCUUAUUAGAGCCACAUAUGGUGACACUAUUAAUAGGAAAAUAGUUGACCAUGUUGAUUGGAUGACUUCACCUGAACAAGUGGCUGACUUAGUGAAACGUUUCAGAGAUGCCUUUUGGCCAAAUGGCAUUUUGGCAGAGAAUGUUCCAUGCAGAGAUAAAGCUGUUCGAAUGAGAACAAGAGUUGCAGGAAAAACUAAAUUACUGUCAAUUAUGCCAGAUGAACUGAAGCAUAUUAUUGGGGCGGAAACAACAAGGAAAGGUAUUCUCCGUGUUUUUGAAAUGUUUCAGCACAACCAGUUAAAUAGGAGAAUGGUAUAUGUCUUUUUGGAAGGCUUUUUGGAAACUUUAUUUCCCCAAUACAAAUUCCGUGAACUUUUCAACAAACUCCAUUCACGGUCAAAGCAAAUGCAGAAAUAUAAACAGAAACUUCAAACUACUCAAGCGCCUUCUUUGCAGAAAAGGUGACCAUCCAAUCUAUGAAACUGGCAUUCAUUUUGUCCAAGACUAUUGGUAUGGACAGAUCUUCUGGGGCUUAACUCAUACACUGUUGUGUCUGUACCAGUCUUUAGUUUCUCAAAAUAGAUUAUUAGUACACUCACAAAAAUGUGGUUUUACUCAUCCUCAUCUGUAAUUCAGUCACUACCAAGAGAGAGAUCUGUGUCAUAAAUGAUUUGGUGCAUAUAUUUGCAACAUUGAGAGGAUACUGCCCCCAUCUCAAGCAAGAAUGACAACCAUCUCUUCCAUUUGAAACUAAUCAACAUUCUCCAGCAAUGACAAAGUGCCAGAGUGUAUAUGUGAGAGCUAUGGAAAGCACAAAACAGUGGUUCACAGAUAAAUCGACAGAUUUAACAAUGGGAGACUGUGCAAUGUAUAGGUUGGAAGGAUUCGUUUUGCAUAGUAAUUUUAUAGAUAUGUGUUGGAAAUUUGAUAUAAUGUGGAUUAGCUUGGUGAAUAAUCUUUGGGACAUUUAUUUCAGUUCUAAGAAAAGUAACAGAAUGUCCAUAAAUUAUAAAAUAACCUUAUACCUUAAUAGGUUUGUGACAUAAAACUGAUAUAAAAUAAAACCAAUCAAAAGCAAGAUUUGAUUGGAUUUUGUUACUCACUAAUAUAAUGCAAAUUUUAGUUAAUUCCUGUAUUCUUUAAGGGUUCUGUUUGCUCUUAAAGUACUCAAUCAGACAUUUUCUUUUGGCAUUCUGUAUGUAAAAGAAACAUAUGGUAGCUAUCAUUUACAUUUCAGGGUUUUGCCAGUUUUCUUUAUGUUUAAGAGAUUACUUAAUGAUUAUACAGUAGCAAUAUAAUUUGUUGAAAGAACUGCCAAAUAUUUUCUGUCCUAAAAAUAAGAAAUUUUUAAAAAUUAUUUUAAAUUGUAUGAUCUAGAUAUACUUUGGUAAGUGCAAAAAUAGCAAAUCAAGUAAUUAAAUGAACUUCUUAGUCAUAUGUAAACAUACAAAUUCCUAAUUCUAUUACAGUGUACAUACUUGAAAAUAAUGAAAACAGAACCUAAUAUUUUUAAAUAAGCUUUUAAUUUAUAUUUUGCUUAAUGUAAAAUUCUACUAAAUAAAGCACGUUGAUAAAAAACCCUCAGUGUACACAUUUAAGUCCCUAAAAUAAGUUUAUACCACCAACAAGAAAAUAACUUUUCCGGUGUUGGAGCUGCAUUUCCUAUAGUUUUCUCAUCUCCAUUGUAACUCUUAAAAGACUUCAUAUUCUUUAUAUGCAAGAUUCCUUCAUAGUUUUAAAUACUUCCAUAAGUAAAGGUUUCAGUUUUCAGCUUUUUUGUUUUUGUUUUAAAAAUAUUUAACACUAAAACCUUAAAAUAGUGAAGCUACUUAUCAGACCACUGAGCCAAGAUCCUGGUAAUAAAAGAAAGUCCAGGUGCUUAAGGUAAGGAACAGAGUAUUGGUAUCCCAGUUAUUCGGGAGCUUUAAGAUUGGAACAAGAUAUUGUCUUGUUUUUACUGAGAUUCUACUUAGAAAGUGAAGCCUAGUAAGAUAAUAAAGCCGUCCUUUAAUGCUUUAUAAUAGUCAUAUUUAUUAAUAAUGCUGUUGUGCAUACUUACUGUAUGCAUAUUUUCAGCAUGUGAUGCAUGUUUUAAGAAUUACAUAAAUGAAAUUCCUUUUAUUGCAACUUGAAAAUGAGAAAAUAAUCCUUAUGGACUCUGAUAGAAGAAAUUAUUUCUUCUCAGUGAGUCUUCUUGCCCCAAUCCCUCCUAUACCCCUGGCUUUAAAAGUGAAGAUAUGUGAAAUAUGUAUGUAGGGAGCAUCAGCAUGGCCAUAAGUGCAAUGGUUUUUAAACAUACCCUUGCCCAUUUCAAGUAUAUUUUUGACAUGAACAUAUUUAAGGUUAUACAGAAAAUCUUAUAGCUUGUACAUGUGAGGGAAAAAAAAAAGCAUUUCUAGAUAAUGUAAGGAAUGCUGUUCAUCAACCAGGGAAAGAAAAGACUUGCAGGAUUGCAAAUGUUCAUGACAGAGCCCUGCUAGAUAACUACAAUCAUACCAAAAACUGUUUGAGAAAAUGGGUUUUUUAAAUACUAUUUGUUUAAAAAGAGUUUAUAUUUCAAAAGCAAAAUAUCAAAUGGUAGUCUAUGUAAACGGUUGUGCAUCUUUUUGCACAUCUAUGUUUUACAUCAGAGAGAGCCAUGGUCAUGCUAAAAUUAGAAAUACAUUUUGAAUGACUUGGUCAAGCUGUGUGUAAAAUAUUUAACCCAAAAGUCAAGUACAGUGUACUAUGUUUAAUAAAGUUAUUACAUUUAAUGCAUUUAUUGCAUAUAUGGAUAUAUACAUAAAGAGGAUUUAUGACUUCAGAUAUUUGAUUUUUACAUUUUUUAAGCCAGUGUUGCCUUUAGGCAAGAACUUUCUAAAUCAAUUACUCUUUGUGUUGAUUUUCUGAUUUUCCAGGUAACAAACUACUUAGAAUCCAUCACUAUUAACAUGUAGUUCAUUCACCUAAGAAACUGUACGAUUUCAGUGUAGCACUUAGAUGGGCAUUUCCUACAAUUAGGGUGUUUUGAAUUGUUGCUGAACAAUUGUGCCAUUGACCAAUGGAUGCACUUGGUUAGCCUUAAUUUUUUUAGAGAAAUAUUAAAAAUUUCUUAAAUAUUUCAGUUUGCUCAUUUUAAGUUUGUACUGCUGGUGACAUGGAAAACAUACAGUUAAGUGCUACCAGGAAGUAUACCAUUUUUUUAAUUAAGAAUAUAAAUUUAUCAAUAUAAAAUUUUAAUUUUGUGCAAUAUUUUUAUUUAAUGCAUGUGUAUUUGAUUAAUUGUAAAAUAAAUGAAUUUUUAAUGUUUUGAGAUCUAGUUUAAACCCUAUCCUUAACCCAACAACUUACAUUCCGUUGUUGAUGCAUCCUUUUAUUUAAGGACUUGUUUUAAAAGUCUUCUUGUUUUAAAAGUCACUCCUUGUAAAAUUUUGACUUUGCUUAUAGGAGCAUGACUCCUGUAUAACAAGGGGAAAAUAAAAUGAGCACAUUUUAGGAUUACUAUUGUUAAAAAGAUAACUUGUGCAUAUCAUUGUACAGUAAGUGUCAACUGUGUGCCUAUUCUCUCAAUACUUUCCUUCUUUAACAAAGAAGAAACAACAAUCAGAAUGUCAGUUAUUUUUAUUGAACUAGAAAGAUUGAAAUUUUUAUUUGGUUUGCAUUAUGUUCUGUCUAUUAGAAAAUACUACUAAUAAAAUAUUAACAAAUCUUUUGUUGAAUAUA